AUGGCAAACGAUUCUACACCUCCAACUCUUUGGAAUUUUCCUUUACCACUUGUUGUUGCUCCAACUUCAAAUACUAUUGAACAACAACAAUCAUCUAUUGUUAGUGGAGUUGGUGAACGAAAACAACGAACAUUACGUUUAUCAAUAAAUGCGCGUGAACGUCGACGGAUGCAUGAUUUAAAUGAUGCACUUGAUGAAUUACGUUCCGUGAUUCCCUAUGCACAUUCACCAUCCGUACGUAAAUUAAGUAAAAUUUCAACAUUGUAUUUGGCUAAGAAUUUUAUUCUUCUACAAGCACAAGCUAUUGAUGAAUUAAAAAAAUGUGUUCUUCGUGCAAGUAUUAUGAGUAGUCAACCAGGAGCUAUUCUAUCACAAACAACAGCGAUGGAUUUUCCUAAUACAGAUCAAAUAAAUGAUAGAUGA
Messenger RNA from Rotaria sp. Silwood2, 423 nucleotides. The record is from the annotation of a GenBank genome assembly. NCBI's taxonomy places the organism in Eukaryota, Metazoa, Rotifera, Eurotatoria, Philodinida, Philodinidae.